CGCUCGCGCCUCCCGUCCUCCAAAUUCUCCAGCUCGCUCUCGUCCUCGGGCGACGAAAAGUCCGUCAGCCGCGAGCGCCUCUCGAACGGCGCCGCGCCUGUGGGCGUGCACCCACUCAAAAACACCUGGGUCUUCUGGUUCCGCCAGCAGCGCGCCCCGGGGAAUAAGAUCACCAACUACGAGGAGGGCAUCAAGAAGAUCGCCGCGUCCAGCUCCGUCGAGUCCUUCUGGUCCCUCUGGACACACCUCCACCCGCCCUCCGCCCUCCUCCCCACCACCGACUACCUCCUCUUCCAUUCGGGUAUCCGCCGGCCCGUCUGGGAAGACCCGCUCAACAUCACCGGUGGCAAGUGGAUCAUCCGCCUGAAGAAGGGUAUCGCCGAUCGCCUAUGGGAGGACCUUGUCCUCGCCGUCAUUGGUGACCAGUUUGACGAGUGCGGGAGCGCAAAGGAGAGCGAUGAGUGGCCGGAGAUAUGCGGGUGCACGAUUAGCGUGCGACAGAAUGAGGAUAUCGUCAGUCUCUGGAAUAGGCAUGACGGAGAUGCGAAGGUGAAGGAGAGGAUCAGGGACAACCUGCGGAGGGUGCUUAACCUCCCGCCAACAACUGUAAUCGAGUACAAGUCGAACAACGACUCCAUGCAGGACAAAUCCAGCUUCCGAACAAACAACCCCGACCGAACACCCCUGACG
Messenger RNA from Gloeophyllum trabeum ATCC 11539, 690 nucleotides. Its product is annotated as translation initiation factor eIF4e. Gene Ontology annotation, molecular function: RNA 7-methylguanosine cap binding; translation initiation factor activity. Gene Ontology annotation, biological process: translational initiation. The record is from RefSeq and is a predicted model, not a curated record. The transcript has 4 exons. Gene Ontology annotation, cellular component: eukaryotic translation initiation factor 4F complex. The annotation marks the transcript as partial. Lineage: Eukaryota; Fungi; Basidiomycota; Agaricomycetes; Gloeophyllales; Gloeophyllaceae.